This is a messenger RNA of Chironomus riparius, 1800 nucleotides long. NCBI's taxonomy places the organism in Eukaryota, Metazoa, Arthropoda, Insecta, Diptera, Chironomidae. The record is from the annotation of a GenBank genome assembly.
UAUCAACAUAAUUGAGAGCCCCUCUGAGUAUAUUUUUCUGUCAAUAAAAACAGAAUUUAUUUAAUUAAAGCAUAAUGAACGUAAUUAAGUCAGUGCAACUUUAUAUUGACAAGAUGAUUGAAGAAGCUGGAGUUGGUAUGAAGAUCCUGCUGAUGGAUAGAGAGACUACAUCCAUAGUGUCAAUGGCAUUUUCACAAACUGAAAUGCUUCAGAAGGAAGUCUACCUCUUUGAACGUAUCGAUUCUGGAAGAUCCAAUGAAAGAUUAAAGUAUUUAAAAUGCAUCGUCUUUAUUCGUCCAACAAGAGAAAAUAUCUUGAGAUUAUCAAAUGAAUUAAAAUCACCAAAAUACGGAUCAUAUUUUAUCUACUUUAGUAACGUAAUCCCUAGAACUGACAUUAAAACACUAGCAGAAUGUGACGAGAGUGAAUCAGUUAGAGAAGUUAAAGAAGUUUAUGCUGAUUUUCUUAGCAUUAAUGCAAAUUUGUUCUCAUUAAACAUCCCAACUUGUCUUCAUGCCUUGAAUUGGUAUCAAGAUGCUCUAGACAGAAGUGUCAGCGGGAUUAUUGGAGUACUAUUGUCAUUAAAAAUUCGACCAGCAAUUCGCUUUAAAAACGGAAGUAAUGUAGCACAGCAGUUGGCUAAGAAAAUAUUCGAUACAAUGAAUAAGGAAAGCUCAUUAUUCAGCUUUAGACCACCAGAAAAUGGCGAUGCACCACCAUUACUCCUUAUUCUUGACAGACGAGAUGAUCCAGUUACUCCAUUAUUAACGCAAUGGACAUAUCAAGCAAUGGUCCAUCAACUUUUAACGAUUAAAAAUAAUCGUGUAGAUUUAUCAUCAGUUGUUGGAGUUCCAUCUGAGUUAAAGGAAGUUGUAUUGUCAGCAGAACAGGAUGAAUUUUAUGAGAAGAAUUUAAACUCUAAUUUUGGAGAAAUUGCCACAACAAUUCGUGAUCUUAUCGAGUCAUUCCAGUUGAAAGCAAAGGAACAGAAGAAAAUUGAGACAAUUCAAGACAUGAAGAACUUUGUCGAGACUUAUCCACAGUUUAAAAAAAUGUCAGGAACAGUCAAUAAACAUUUAGUCGUUAUCAGUGAAUUGUCGAUGCAAAUUAGUAAGAAAGCGCUACUUGAAUUAUCAGAAUUGGAACAAGAUAUGGUCUGUAGAGCUGAUCAUUCAGCACAGCUACAAAAAGUCAAGAAACUUGUUGCUGAAGAACGAAUUAAUAUUGACGAUGCUUUACGCUUAAUUCUCCUUUAUUCAAUGAGAUAUGAGAGACAUGCAAAUUGCGGAACUGUUGGCUUAUUAAAUGCCCUAAAAGCACGUAAUGGACGAACUCAUUUAGUGCCUAAAAUGCUUGAAUACAUAAGCCAAUAUGCAAGAACUGAAUUAUUUAGUACAGUAAAGAUCACUGACGCUGUAAAAUUGACAAGGCAGUUAAUUAAGGGAAUGAAAGGUGUUGAGAAUGUCUAUACACAGCAUGUCUGUGUAUUGAAAGAGAUUUUAGAAGAAAUAUUUAAAGGACGAUCUAUAGACCAACAUUAUCCAUUUAUUAAUGAUGUUCCAGCUUACAGAAGACCACCAAAAGAAAUUGUGGCUUUCAUUAUUGGAGGUGCUACAUACGAAGAAGCAAUGGCUGUCCAUCAACUCAAUCAAAUGGGAUAUCGAGUGAUUUUGGGUGGAACUACGAUUCAUAAUUCUGAAAGUUUCCUUGACGAAGUCAUUGCUGCCACAAAUGGAGCUCCAUUUAAACAUUCAAGAUCUCUUCAAGCAUUCCACAGUGCAUCAAAUGCUUAAAUUAUUU